Messenger RNA from Closterium sp. Yama58-4, 1284 nucleotides. NCBI's taxonomy places the organism in Eukaryota, Viridiplantae, Streptophyta, Zygnematophyceae, Desmidiales, Closteriaceae. The record is from the annotation of a GenBank genome assembly.
AUGCAUUACAUUGAUAAGGGAAGGGAAAAAAAUGCAAUCUUCAGAAAUUACGAAAUCAAAUUACACCCAUUACCAGCACGCCGAAUCACACCACACCCUGUCAAACCGUGCCAAACCGCACCCAACCUCACACCACCCCCGUUACCACCACAGGGUGCAGAAGCGGACGACUGGGAGAUAGACCCGUCGGAGCUGGACUUCAGCAAAUCGAAGCUCAUAGGCAAGGGUGCGUUCGGUGAGAUCAGGCGGGUCAUGUGGAGAGGCACUCCAGUGGCCGCCAAGACAAUCCUGCCGGCUCUAUCAGACGACGUGCAGAUCACAAAAGAGUUCCGGGACGAAAUGUUUCUGCUGCCCAAGCUGCGGCAUCCCAACAUUGUGCAGUUCCUGGGGUGCGUCACCCGCCGCCCGCCCCUGUGCCUUGUCACCGAGUACCUCCCUGGGGGCGACCUACACGACGUGCUCAAGGCCAAGGGCGCCCUGCCGCCCAGAAUAGCGGUGGGAUACGGACUGGACAUCGCCAGGGGAAUGAACUACCUGCACAACCACAAGCCAGAGUCCAUCAUUCACAGAGACCUCAAACCACGAAACCUCAUUCGGGACGAGGGUGAUCACCUAAAGGUGGCGGACUUUGGUUUGAGCAAGCUGGUGAAGGUGAAUGCGCUGCAUGAGAUGUACAAGAUGACCGGAGAGACCGGCAGCUACCGCUACAUGGCGCCAGAGGUGUUCAAGCACCAGGCUUAUGACCGCACUGUCGACGUCUACUCCUUCUCUGUCAUCUUCUACGAGAUGUUUGAGGGCCUACCGCCCUUUGCAAAGACCAUGACGCCAGAGGGAGUGGCAUGGAAGGUGGCAAUGGAGGGCAUCAGGCCGCCCUUCAAAUCCAAGUCGUACCCGGAAGGAGUAAAAGAUUUGAUAUCCCGGUGUUGGGCGGCGGACCCCAUGGCUCGCCCGUCCUUCAUGGAAGUGAUUGAGGUGCUCGAGGGGGUGGAGAGGGCGCUCCUGGUGCCAAGGUUGCCAAGGCUGCCAAGGUGGCCAUGGGCGCCAAGGGAGUCGAGAGGGUGGCCCUGCUUUCCCACAUCUCUGCCUCCCCCUAUCCACUCAGUCUCCACUGUUUCUCCCUUUCCCAUCUCCCACACUCUCAGUUUGAUAUCCCGGUGUUGGGCGGCGGACCCCAUGGCUCGCCCGUCCUUCAUGGAAGUGAUUGAGGUGCUCGAGGGGGUCGAGAAGGCACUCUUGCUGCAGGCGCAGGCAAACAAACCCGCCCUCUCUCCCUUCUCAGCUUAA